Blastocystis hominis is the source of this 648-nucleotide messenger RNA. RefSeq lists its product as hypothetical. The record is from RefSeq and is a predicted model, not a curated record. NCBI's taxonomy places the organism in Eukaryota, Bigyra, Opalinata, Blastocystidae. The coding region runs from base 1 to 648 and encodes 215 amino acids. The transcript has 2 exons.
AUGAAUCAACGGAAUGAAACAAAUGAACAACACGAAGCAAAGAGUGAAAAAGAAUUGGAGACUCGGAAGGAGUUGAAUGAAUCGAAGGAAGAAAUGAAUCCGGAAUCAAGCGAUCUUGUUGACACAAAGGAACUCAAAGAAUCGAGUGAACCAAAAGAGUCAGAUAUUGUGAAUCAAAUGAAUGAGCUCGCUGAAUCAAAUGAUAAUGUUGUUGAUUCCGUUGAACCAGACCAAUCGAAUAAACCUAUUGAAUCUAUCAAGUCCGUCGAAUCCAAUGUGAAUGAGAAAUCCAAUAUUGUUGUAAAAUCAAAUGAUUUGACGGAAGAAGAUUUUUCCAAUGAGCUGAAUACUGUUGAGGAGUCGAACAAUCGUGUGGACUCCAAUGAACCAAUCGAAUCGAAAGUCAUCAUUGAGCCGAAUGAACCUAUUGAGCCCAUCGAUCAGAAUGAAAUCAAGCAGGAAGAAUUAGAAAUCCCUAUUGAGUCGAACGAGCUCAUGGAAGUGGAGAUCGACACGAAAUCUGCUGAUGUUCCACAGGAAGAUGUUCAAUUGGAUGGAAAUGAUUCAAACGAUUCGAAUGAUGUAAAUGAUUCGAAGAAGAAGAACAUCACAUUGAAUCAAAUGAAGUGGAAGAGUCAAAUCAAAUGA